Brettanomyces nanus is the source of this 3612-nucleotide messenger RNA. RefSeq lists its product as uncharacterized. The record is from RefSeq and is a predicted model, not a curated record. Lineage: Eukaryota; Fungi; Ascomycota; Pichiomycetes; Pichiales; Pichiaceae. Gene Ontology annotation, cellular component: cytosol; nucleus. Gene Ontology annotation, molecular function: protein phosphatase regulator activity; protein phosphatase binding. The transcript has a single exon. The coding region runs from base 1 to 3612 and encodes 1203 amino acids.
AUGUCUGGAAUUUGGCCCUUCUUCAAUUCCUCUUUCUCCAAUGCUUCUAUCAAUAAGAUCCUGGCUGAAAUUGAUCUUGAUCAGCAGAAACGAGAACAAGAGGAUCAGCAGCGACGCCAACAACAGCAGCAGCAACAGCAACAGCAACAACAGCAACAACAACAACAACAACAACAACAACAACAACAACAGAAGUCCAAACAAACAUCUGCCAAGUCUCGGGGCGUCUCGAAAUCCGGGAAAAUUGAUAUCAACGAGGGCUCCGCGGACCCAUCCUCCAAUACGUCGUCAGGUACCUCGGGAUCCUUUUCCCCUUCUACUAAUCUCACAAAGAGUACAGCUCGUGUUUCGAUGACUUCAGCGCAAGCUCAAUCGGCUUCAACCGAUCAACCUACGCAGUCUACUACUCACCAGAUGGCAUAUUCUCCUACUUCUCGGCAGUUCAAUCUAACAGCUUCUCAAUUGUUACAUCAUAUAAAGGAAAACGAUAUUAAUUUGGCUCAAUCUCUGGGGCAACCUCAGUCUUCCAAGCAGCAGCAGCCACAGCAGCCGUCUUUGUUAUCUGCUGAAAAGCCCACAAAUUCGAACAUCUCUGUAUCCUCAUCUUUAGAUUCGUCUAUAAAGCCAGCGGCUCCAACGGCUCCAACGACUGUGGUAGCUCCGUCUACUUUAACGGCUCCGCAUCGCGCUAUCAGCGUGUCUUUACUCAACAAGCUCUUGGAUCAACCGAACUUAAUGGAUGAGAUUAACCUUGCCAAAAACCAGCGUUUGAUUAACUACAUCUCGCAGAUCGAUGUGAUAGAUGUCAUGAUUGAUUACAUUUUAUAUUCUCUCGAAUUAGCCAAACUUGAUAGAGACCCUAAUGAGGUUGAACUUCAAAGCGAGAUUUUUGCCGAAGACGCUGAAUCCGAUAACAAGGCAUCCAAAGACGAUAGUAGUUCUUCCGACGAAAAGGAAGGUUCUGUUACUGGCGAAGAAAAGCAAGAAGAAGAAGAAUCUCAGGAACAACUUUCGGCAUUUGAAAAAGCUCUUCAGAGAGCCUCUGUCUGUAGCGAGAUUAUGAUUCUUCCGAACACAAAUAUUCUUCCGAAUUUAAUGGCAUCGACUCCACUAAUGACCAAGCUUUGGAGAGGAUUCUUCGAUAAAGAUGUAAGUUAUUUUUACAAAAAUUUCAAACUGGUUACUGCGGAAGCGAUGGAUGCAGAAGAAGAGCGGGAAGUGGAAUCUUCACAUAUUCCCGAGACAGCUGCUACCCAGUCAUCUCAUCAACUUCUUGAUGAAGAAAAGUAUGAACGGUCCAGAUUUAAAGACAAUCACGCACUGUUACUGUUCAAUAAUUUCCUCAAAUUGGUUGAUGAUAUGGCGACCAUGAACAUAAAUGAGCUGAUGAAUUUCAUUCGGUUCGAGCAGCAGCACUGUCCUUUAACAGAUCAAUUCCUUAAGUUUAUUCCUUACUCCCCAACCACUUGUGAUUUGCUAGUUCGGUUGGUUUCCACCGACAAACCAUACAACCCUAACGGGCUUAUCAAUAUUUUGAUUGAUCAGAACCUAGUAUUGGAGCUGUUCAAGAUGACCAAGAUUUACUACCUCGAUCACCAGGUACAAGAUAAUCUUUGCAAUUUGCUCAAUGGUAUAGUGGGCAUCUCUUCGAACGUUGGAUUUUGGGACGAUCCAUCCCUUGCCAACGGUGGACAGCAAUUGAACGAGUUUGGAGAACCUAUAGACCAAGAUCAGGCUAAUAUAAUGCGCGCUAGUAAUCCCAAUGUCGGACCCAAUGAUCUCACUAGACAAUUGGUUUCUAAACAAUGCGUUAUGGAGAUGUUGGAUAUUAUCAUCAACUAUGGCAAUUACGGAUUGGUUACCGUUGUUUCUGUAAUCAUUGAGGUUAUCAGGAAAAACAAUUCCGACUAUGACGAGUUUGAUUGGAUUGCAUGUGUUGAAGAGCAGGAGAUCACUGAGACUGAGGCUGAGAACGAAGAACCAAAAGAACCAGAAGAUUCCACCGAUGAUAUUGUGGUGGCGACACCCGACGAGGAAGAUACCGGCGCUCCAUUAAAGCGAGCUAGUGAGAUCGCCGAAGUCUCUGAGGACUCCAAAUCCAAGAUUAAGCAUCUUCCGAAUUCGCGUGAUCCAAUAUAUUUGGGUGUAAUGCUCAAGCUGUUUUCUCUUCAUCUUGCUGAGAUAGUGGAGAACUAUUUGACGAAUAAGUACUUUGAUCUUCGAAAGGUCACCAAGUUGAACACUGCAAAUGGAGACAUGAUUGAACCUUUAGGAUACGAGAGAUUCAAAGUGAUGGAGUUGAUAGCCGAACUGCUUCAUUGUUCCAAUAUGAUUCUUAUGAAUAAGUCUUUGAAAUUGGACUACCUGAUAUACAAACGUGAUCUUUGGAGAGAUGUGAAGCAUACAGAGAGUCUUGUCAAAGAUGCGUUGAACGACAACAUCAAUGAACGCGAGACAAAGGACGAUAAAAUUAUGGACGAGGAACUUCUUCGGCGUGUUCAAAAGAUGAGUUUGAGCAACCCUUUGAGUGAUGGGCUUCCACUGGAAGAACGGUAUGUCGAGAUACCAAGUGAUUUGUCAAUUGGUAAUUUUUUCAAGUUCAAGUUACUUCAAACGAACUCGAUCCCACUUAUUGCACUGAAGAUGCAUCACUUCCCUUGGAAUAACUUUAUGCAUAACGUGGUAUUUGAUUUGGUUCAGCAGGUAUUCAACGGCCGUCUUGCCAACUGGGACGAGGACCAGGCUUCAAAUCAGGAGGAGACAAAAUACGACGACAAUUUGUCACUUAAUAAGGUUCUUAUUUGGUCACUGUUUGGUGACUUUGACAAGUUUGACGGCGACUACGUCGAUGAUCCCUCUUUCCCUGGUUUUUUCAAUUUGCCUCAAUAUAUUCUUUAUUGUUUCAAACUCUCUGAGGAAAAAGAGGCAGAGACAAAAUUCAAGCUUGGAUACAUGGGCCAUUUAACGUUGAUAGCCGAAGAGGUUCACAAGUUCCAGAACUACGUAGAGAACUUUGGUAUGGCCAGAGAUGAUCAGACAUUCAGUUUACUCAAGGAAGAGUCAGAUUCGAGUUCAGUCUUCUAUCUGAAGUCCUCGUUCUACGUAUUCAAUACUUUGUUUGAAAGAAUCUUUGAGAGCGGUAAGUUUGAUGAAUGGAACCGUUUUGUCAGCUCUACAUUAAAGGAUCUUAACUCGAUGUACAACAAGGUUUUGGGAAACCCUAACGAUAUUGGAACUGGAGACGAGAAUGGAAGUAAUGAUGAUGAUAGUGGAGUUCUCAUUACGGAUGACAGCAUUCCUAUCUCUGCUUCUCCAGUCAACGAGAACGCUAUAAUAUUGGAUAAUGGUGACAGCGAAGAAUUCCACAAAGGGGUGGAAGUGAUAGAGGGAGAGGCACAGAAUAAUGGAAGCGGCGAAGAAGAAGGCUCUGAUAUUUCCCACGAAGAAUACGAAGAAAAUUACAAAGCAGGUGCCGAUGAGGAUGUUGAAGGUGCGAAUGAAGACAAUCUUGGUGGCGGCGAUCUGCGACCAAUCAAAGGCCACCACGAAGCAGAGACAUAUGAAACUAACGAUUCUAACGAACCUAAUGAUGGAGCCAGUGAAGCCAACUAG